Molecule: messenger RNA, 936 nt
Organism: Aspergillus glaucus CBS 516.65
Lineage: Eukaryota; Fungi; Ascomycota; Eurotiomycetes; Eurotiales; Aspergillaceae
Exons: 4
Coding region: 1-936 (311 amino acids)
Source: RefSeq, a predicted model, not a curated record
AUGCUGGUAGUCGCAGUUGCUGGAGGUGCCGGCAACGUUGGGCAGACGAUUGUAGACGAGCUGCUCAGGGUCGCCAAGUUCAAGAUUGUCGUGUUGACCAGGGAGAAUCCUGAGUCACAGAAAAGGCAAGCUCGGGAUGGCACUGUGCCAGUCGCAGUAGAUUACAACGAUGUGAGCUCUAUUGCUCGUCGCCUCGAGGAGAAUGCCGUUCAUACCAUCAUCUCUACCCUCCCCAUGACCUCGGAAGAGUGCAGUCAAUCGCAGGUCAAUCUCAUUCGCGCAGCAGACAAGUCAACUUGCACUAAGCGAUUUAUUCCCAGCGAAUACGCUCACAUUAAUACACCGGGACUCCUGGAGCUAGAUCCCACAACCCAAUGGUGGCUUGACGCCGUCGACUGUCUAAAGAAAUCCAACUUGCAGUAUACUCGCUUCGCAACUGGCUUUUUCAUGGACUACUGGGGCAUGCCGCAUGUCGAAACCUAUCUGGCGCCAUUUACAUUUGGCAUCGACAUGCGAAACUGCCAAGCUGCAAUCCCCGGAGAGGGGAAUGACCACCUGAGUCUGACCUACUCAAAAGAUCUGGCAAAGUUUAUCGUCCGGACGCUGGACUUGGAUGAGUGGCCGGAGUUCAGCAUUGGCGUCGGGGACGAUAUCAAGUUCAAUGAGAUGCUGCGGUUAGCAGAAGAGGCUCGAGGUAAAAAGUUCCAGGUCACCUACGACAGUGUCGACAGCCUCAACAGGGGCAAGGCCACCAUGCUUCCUAUUCCCAAAGGCGCUCCGUUUUCAGCGGACGAGAUGACAGAGUACAACGCGUUAUUCGGACAAUUUACUGUUCGAGGAAUUUUCCAUGUGCCAACGGAGAAUCGGUUGAAGUUCCCAGGCUUGAAGCCGUUGACAUUCAAGGAAUUUCUGAGUAGAACCUGGGGGGGGCGUUGA